CACACACACACACACCAACUUCCACUGCUUUUCUCCCAAAGGUGCCAUCUUUCCUCUCCUCUCAGCCCAUUAAGCUGACCUUCAGUUGCCACCUCUCUCUUGGCCUUGGCUCCCCCCACCCCCGCUGGCACCUGCCUGGGGCCUGGGGCAGGACACAUGUGGAACAGGUUGAUGCUGUUCUCCCAGAAGUGGAGCAGGAGGGGUGGGGUCACUGGGGCAGGCCUACAUCCUUCCCUCCACAGACACAUAAAGCAGCAGCCUGUCCUGGUGAGGGACAGUCACUCUCUCGACUUACAGACCAAGUGAGCCCCGGGCCCUCACCCCGGACCCAGCUGCCCGACAGGACCUAGCACCACUCGCUGAGACAAUGACCAUGUUUGAAAAUGUCACCCGGGCCCUGACCAGACAGCUAAACCCUCGAGGGGAUCUGACACCCCUGGACAGCCUCAUAGACUUCAAGCGCUUCCACCCCUUCUGCCUGGUGCUGAGGAAACGGAAGAGCACGCUCUUCUGGGGCGCCCGGUACCUGCGCACCGACUACACCCUCCUGGAUGUGCUGGAACCCGGCAGCUGCCCCUCAAAUCCAACAGACUCUGGGAACUUUGCCUUUAAGAAUAUGCUGGAUGCCCGAGUGGAGGGACAGGUGGAUGUGCCAAGGACAGUCAAGGUGACGGGGACUGCGGGGCUGUCUCAGAACAGCACCUUGGAGGUCCAGACACUCAGUGUGGCUCCCAAGGCCCUGGAGACCUUGCACCAGGAGAGGAAGCUGGAAGCAGAGCACCCGUUCCUGAAAGAGAUGCGAGAUCGAGGGGAAAACCUGUAUGUGGUGAUGGAGGUGGUGGAGACUGUGCAGGAGGUCACUCUAGAGAGGGCCGGCAAGGCAGAGGGCGUCUUCUCCCUCCCUUUCUUCGCCCCACUGGGGCUACAGGGAUCCAUCAACCACAAGGAGGCGGUAACCAUCCCCAAGGGCUGCAUCCUGGCCUUUCGAGUGAGACAGCUGAUGGUCAAAGGGGAGAAUGAGUGGGAGAUCCCACAUAUCUGCAAUGAUAACAUGCAGACCUUCCCUCCUGGAGGAAAGCCAGAAGAGGAGAAGCUCAUCCUCAUCCAGGCAUCCGAUGUUGGGGAGAUGCAUGAAGACUUCAAGACACUAAAAGAAGAGAUUCAACGAGAGACCCAAGAAGUGGAGAAGCUGAGCCACGUGGGACAAAGCUCCUUGCUCGCGGCCCUCAGCAAACUUCUAGGAAAGAAAAAGGAGCUACAAGACCUGGAGCUCACGCUUGAAGGGGCUCUAGACAAAGGACAUGAAGUGACGCUGGAGGCGCUCCCAAAAGAUGUCCUGGUAUCCAAGGAGGUGAUGGGCGCCAUCCUCUACUUCCUUGGAGCCCUAACAGAGUUAAGUGAAGCCCAACAGAAGCUGCUGGUGAAAUCCAUGGAGAAGAAGAUCCUGCCUGUGCAACUAAAACUUGUGGAGAGCACAAUGGAACAGAAUUUCCUGCAGGACAAAGAGGGUGUUUUUCCCCUGCAAUCUAACCUGCUCUCCUCCCUUGGGGAAGAAGAACUGAUCCUCACAGAGGCCCUCGUGGGCCUGAGCGGCCUGGAGGUGCAGAGAUCGGGCCCCCAGUACACGUGGGACCCAGACACCCUCCCCCACCUCUGUGCCCUUUACGCUGGCCUCUCCUUCCUGCAGCUGCUGACCAAGGCCUCCUAACUUGCCUUUUCCAUCUGCUUCCUGCUUCCCUAAUGCCUCCCCCGCCUCACUGUGCUAUGUCCUUAACAUCCAAGGGCAUUUCAUAGCCACCAGGCUGAGGAUGAUGGAAACCCUAGCUGAUCCCCCACGAUAACCAAUUUCCACUUGACCAACCCUAUCUCCUCCUGCCCCUGUAGCGCUGCUACCCGCUGAGCCCAUCCGCUGAUGCUUAAGUCCUCUGAGAGUAGAAACACAAUUUUAAAAAUUAUAAACCAUUUCAGCAAAACCAAAAUUAAUUAAUUUCCUAUCCCAAUCCC
This is a messenger RNA of Myotis brandtii (Brandt's bat), 2004 nucleotides long. RefSeq names its product gasdermin A (gene GSDMA). The transcript is spliced from 12 exons. Lineage: Eukaryota; Metazoa; Chordata; Mammalia; Chiroptera; Vespertilionidae. Bases 368 to 1708 code for a protein of 446 amino acids. Gene Ontology annotation, biological process: pyroptotic inflammatory response; defense response to bacterium. Gene Ontology annotation, molecular function: phosphatidylserine binding; phosphatidylinositol-4,5-bisphosphate binding; phosphatidylinositol-4-phosphate binding. The record is from RefSeq and is a predicted model, not a curated record.